CCCAAAUGGAACAGAUGCGUGUAUUGUGUGUUUUCUUCAUACAGGCUCUCGUCUUGCUGGGUUUUGUCAGAGUCGUGCAGAUAUUAAUGAUGAAUGAAUUCUGGUUACAUUAGCUGUACUAUGAUUGCUCAGUUCUCUCCGUAAAAGCGGCACUUAAACAGAUUGAAAUCUGACAGUUGGUUUCCUUGUGUUCAUGUUUGCUCAGGGUUCACUUCUUGAGUGAACACUGAGCAAACUGGCAGCUCUAACUGCCUCUGGGAACAGCUCGUUGAUAGAAGAAAAGCAGCAGCAGAGGUGGAGCUCGUCCUCAGAUAUACCAUCCCCCAGCCGCAGCAGAGUGUCGAUGAUGGUCGACAGUCACCAGUGCACAUCUGGUUAAAACCUCCACCCACACGACACAACAUGAACAUCUCCAUCCUCUCUGUCCUGCUCGGACUGGGAGGGAAAUGUCUGCUCAACUGGGCCCUGGUGUUUCUCCAGAGGAGCCACAUCUGCAGGAGCUUUGUGGGAGUUUUCAGCGUGUCCCUGUCCGUCGUGGACACGGCCGUGACCCUCAUCUUCGCCGCCAUUCACAUCCACACUGAUGGCCUCCUCUUCCUCUUGGACUGGCAGCUGACCAGAUACCACACGUGUUUGCUGGUUCAAAUCCUGGGACAGGUCUACAGCCUCCUGCAGUGGCCCGUUGUGCUAGUGGCCGGUUUGGACCAUUUCUGCACCGUUUCCCUGCCAGCGGCCUCCUCGGGGGUGAAAGGGAUCAUCCACCCGCUUGUGACCGUCCUCCUGUGGAGCCUCACUGUUCUCUACGUCUUCCUGCUGUCAGACUUCGAUCCUGCCCUGGAGGACGUGUCUCUCCACCAAAUGAACCAGUGCUGGGUUUUCCACACCACUCAGAUCCUGCAGGUUGUCACACUGCUCUCCUUGACUCUGGCCUGCUCUGUGCUUCAUGCUGUUUGCAGCUCUACAUUAUUAGAAAACCCUCCUGAGAAGAACCAAAUUACAAACCAGAGCAGAACUCGCCCCAGGAGAACCAUUGCUUGCCAGGUCCUGAGUAUAUUUCUGAGCACAUGGGCCCCUCUGCUGAUCUUUCUGGCCGGGCUCCUCCUGCUACCCGUGGGAAUACCCUCAUACCUGGGUCUGAACGUUGCCUGGCUCUGCUUCCUCAACAGCUUUCUGAUCACACUGGUUCUGUGUGUAGCCGUUCCAGCCCCGCGGCUCGCACAGGGCUUGGCAGCCGUUCCCGCUGACAGCUUCUGUGAGUGGAGGAUUCAAUUUAACUUGGCUGCAGAGGACAGAACAUGACGGCACUCGUAUAUUUAAUGUAGGACACUAGUUAGAAGAAACGAAAUUAGAGGAUGGAACCUGAAAUGUGAGAAAAUAUGUUGUUUGUGGAGAAGGAGUCAUGUGAUGCUGUCAGUCAGUCCAACACUUAUAGACUCAAAUGUCUCAACCACUAUUGCAGGGAUUUCUAUCAAAUCUUAAGAGAAUUAAUGAGAUAUGGAUUUCGGGACCAAAGGAAAAUUCCUAUUACAAUAUAUUGCCUAUAUGUUAACAUAAACCUCAUUUUAUUGAGCCUAUUAUCAGUUGCUGUUUGCUUUGUACCAUUGAAUGGACCGACACUGUCCCUGUAUCACUUUGAUACUGAAGACGUUUUAAGAAUGUGGUGAUUCUCAAGUAGUUUCAGACCGUGUGUUUAAUUUCCUAAUUUGUAAGCAGGUUUUUUUUUUUUGCAUAGGCAUCAGAGAUAAUGAUAUUCUCAGAAUGUGUUAAUCACUCUGAUGCUGCACAAAACUGGAUUUAACAUAAACCUCAAUGUUAUAAACAGUUCAGGAUGAUUUUUUGAUAUAGAUGUUUCAAUUUUUUAAGCUUUUUAAUGAAAUAAAUUGAAUUUGUUGAUCAACUAA
Molecule: messenger RNA, 1901 nt
Organism: Pleuronectes platessa (European plaice)
Lineage: Eukaryota; Metazoa; Chordata; Actinopteri; Pleuronectiformes; Pleuronectidae
Gene: gpr160
Product: G protein-coupled receptor 160
Exons: 2
Coding region: 403-1299 (298 amino acids)
Cellular component (GO): plasma membrane; signaling receptor complex
Source: RefSeq, a predicted model, not a curated record